AUGUCCCUCUUACCCUGCGCUGUCCUCGCAUAUGUUCCGCUUGUUUGUGCUUCGCUCUCGAGUCUCGGCGAUACCAGUAUCCAUACACUCAAUUCCAGUAAUUGUCCAUCCUGCAACACCAGAACCUUAUGGGACAUUCUCUUGAGCUGUGGCUUGACUUUAUUCGCGUGCACAUGGACUGCCAUCCACACGAAUAUUCCAAAGAUGGGUCAAGGCAAAGUGUCCUUUACCUAUUAUCGUCUGGUCUACAUGGUCUUGGGGUUGAUCGCCCCAGAAAUCAUCAUCACCUGGGCCGCGGAGGAGUUUUUCAGUGCUCGUAAUGUUGCAAAGAACUUUAAUGAUGAAUUUGGUGUGCAGCGUGCCAAGACCCACGGCGGUGAUAAAGAUACGUCAGAGAGCACAGCUACAUUGCUCAGUGAGAUUCGUGGAAGUUCAAGCGCUCCCAGACCUGUAGCAGAGUUUAAAGAAUGGACAAUGACCCAUGGGUUCUUCGCAUGGAUGGGCGGAUUUAUGCUCUAUGUCGAUGGCAGGCCACGAGCCAUCCUUACACCCAAUGAACUCCUGCAGUUUGUUCGUGACGGAUCCGUGGACAUGCCUGUGAUCUCGGAGGAAGAGAUAGAAGACCGAAGCAAGGGUGAUGGACUAUCGAAAGGCAUCGCCCUUCUUCAACUGGCAUGGUUCGCCGUCCAGUUCUUCGCUCGUUACAUCGAGAAUCUUCCGAAUACCCUGCUUGAAACGGACACUCUGGCUAUCGCUGCUCUAACCUGCAUUUCAUAUGGCCUGUGGUGGAAGAAGCCCAAGGAUGUGAGAUGUCCCUAUGUUGUUCAUUGGAAGGCAGUAGCAUCACCAAGCCGCUUAACCAACGACAAGGCAGAUUUAUCCGGAUCUUCUCCUGUUGACCCUAUAGCCGAAGAAGUCAGGCCCAGUGCCGUCCAUUCUCGUCGUGUUUGUGAUGGUGUUUGGAGGGAUACAUUGUCUGGGCUGGAAUUACUUGCCUCAGGGAGCAGCCACGAUAUGGCACGUGGCUUCCCUUAUGACAGUAUGCGCACCGGUUUUCGUUUUUUUUGGUGUUGGAUAUCAUCUGCAUACGGACAGGUCUAA
This is a messenger RNA of Suillus clintonianus, 1101 nucleotides long. RefSeq lists its product as uncharacterized. The record is from RefSeq and is a predicted model, not a curated record. The transcript has 4 exons. NCBI's taxonomy places the organism in Eukaryota, Fungi, Basidiomycota, Agaricomycetes, Boletales, Suillaceae. Bases 1 to 1101 code for a protein of 366 amino acids.